Messenger RNA from Phyllopteryx taeniolatus (common seadragon), 2875 nucleotides. Its product is annotated as ADP-ribosylation factor 3. NCBI's taxonomy places the organism in Eukaryota, Metazoa, Chordata, Actinopteri, Syngnathiformes, Syngnathidae. Gene Ontology annotation, biological process: intracellular protein transport; vesicle-mediated transport. Gene Ontology annotation, cellular component: plasma membrane; cytoplasm. The transcript has 5 exons. The coding region runs from base 154 to 699 and encodes 181 amino acids. The record is from RefSeq and is a predicted model, not a curated record. Gene Ontology annotation, molecular function: GTP binding; GTPase activity.
CAUGUUCACUCUCGCGAGAUCCUGUCUCUUUCUAAACCGUUGCUCCUCAGGAAAUCUCGCGAGACCUCUAAACGAGCUAGCCCUCCGUAAAGGAUUGCUUGCUGGAGACAGUGCAUAAAGGCAUCUAGAGUCGUUAAGAAGCCUCUCUGAAUCAUGGGGAACAUUUUUGGGAAUCUGUUGAAGAGCCUCAUAGGAAAGAAGGAGAUGAGGAUCCUGAUGGUGGGCCUUGACGCGGCAGGAAAAACUACAAUCCUCUACAAGCUGAAACUGGGGGAAAUAGUCACCACAAUCCCAACCAUCGGCUUUAAUGUGGAGACAGUGGAGUACAAGAACAUCAGCUUCACUGUGUGGGAUGUUGGUGGGCAGGACAAGAUCCGCCCCCUCUGGAGACACUACUUUCAAAACACACAGGGUUUAAUCUUUGUGGUGGACAGCAACGACAGAGAGCGUGUCAAUGAGGCACGAGAGGAGCUGAUGAGGAUGCUGGCUGAGGAUGAGCUGAGAGAUGCAGUGCUCCUCGUUUUUGCCAAUAAACAGGACUUGCCAAACGCCAUGAACGCCGCCGAGAUCACAGAUAAGUUGGGUUUACACUCCCUGCGCCACCGUAACUGGUACAUCCAGGCCACCUGCGCCACCAGCGGCGACGGCCUCUACGAGGGCCUCGAUUGGCUGGCCAAUCAGCUCAAGAACAAAAAGUAGGAGGAUGGGAAGCAUCCGGCAGCUACAACCGUAUUACUUUUUUUUUUGUUUCAUUUGGGACUGAGGGGCGCAGGAUAGAAGAAUUUGAGGGAGAUUUUAGGCUUUCAUUUUCAGCCUGUCAUUUUCUGAGCCCAUUUUUAACCACACAUAGACACACAAACCAUAAAGAAUCACUCUGGCACGUGCUUUUCUUGUGUCCACCUCUUGUGUUUAGGUGCAGUGUACUGUAUGUUUGUUGGGUCACGUGAUGCCACCACAGCGGCGAGAUCGACUCUUGUGUGUUUUCUCACUGAGGCACAUGCUCAGUCAUAUUGUUUCAGGUUUCUCCCCCAAGUUAACGAAGCCAUCUUUGACAACAACAACCACUAUGGAGAGCCGUUUGAGCAUUUUAUUCGAUAUCCUUGUUAUCUAGCUUAAGGUCCAUGUACUAGUACGCGCUUUGUCUUUACUCCUGUAUGCCAAUUUACAUACGGCUCUUCUUCUCUCCCUCUUAUGGGGAAUCUGACCACAACUUGAGACCACCAACAGGUUGUUGGUGGAACAGCAGCCUGCCAACAUUAUGACUGUGAAAGUUCGGUCUACCGCGAUUGGCUGGCAACCAGUUCGGGCGUGUACCACGCCUCUCGCCCGAGGAUAGCUGGGAUGGGCUCCAGCACGCUCGCAACCCUGGUGGGGAUAAGCGGAAUAAAAGAGAAAUGAAUGGGGAAAAAAAAGUUUGGUCGAAAGAAACAAAGGAGGCGCUGCAGUUGUGUUUCAUUAUCACCGACAUUUAUUUAUUUAUUUAUUUAUUUUUUCUUUUAAAAUAUGAUGUACUAUGAUUGUUUUAUUUAUGUAUUUAUUUAUUUUACUGCUGCAAUGCCUGAGUUUCCCCUCUGCGGAUCAAUAAAGGCUCCUUACUAGAAGGACAACUUUGGCAUGCUAAUAGGACAAAUACAUCUUAUGAGUGAGGCAAAAUUCCACGAGCUGACAACUGUGUGUUACUAGCACUACUGGUGACAUAAUAAAAUUCUACUAGUUAAUAUCUCGGGCAUAUCUUGUACUAGAAGUGCACAGUUUUGCCUCACUAGUGACAUUUAGUUGCCCUACGAGUAUGCCAAAGUUGUCCUACUAGUGUGCAGAAAUGUCAUACAACAGUGGAAAAAGCAUGACUCGUAAGACACAGUCGCUCUGCAUUCUACGAGGGCACUGAAUUGUCUUACUAGUGAGGACAAAGUGCAGACUAGUGCAUGGAUCUUAAGAUGGAUAUCAAGGAGAUCGAAUAAAAUGUUCAAUCAGGUUUCUACAUACAACCACAGGCGACUAAUUUAUCAACACUACAUUGUGAGUUGUGUGUAUUCACUCUGGUACAAGUGGAACAAAUUCUCAUCACACAAAGCCUUUUUUGCCGGUUCAAAAACACUUGUAUCAAAAUGAGUUGUCAUUCUUGUUAUUGUUCGUCUGAUUGGUGGGAAGGUUGUGUCAUUGCAACCUCAUAACUGUGUUUAUUAAAUGUGAAUAUUAUAUGUGGCUGUAGAAAAGGCUGUUAAGUAUAUUUAUUUUACACAAAGUCAUUUAUUUAGGUGAUGUGUCAGUAUAGGAACGAAAGCAGGGUAAAGCAGAUCAAAAUGUGGGCACAAGCAAACGACGGAUGCCAGCAGGUUUCUGUCUAGUAAUCUAAAAAGAAUUUGUCUGUGCCGUACAUGACAACUAUUCUACUGUAAGUGUAUCUGUGCAUCUAUUAUAUGUUCAAUCAUGAGUUUGAUCAUUUGGGUUUUGUGGCCUUAUAUUUAGUGACGGUUGAAAUUGAUUUGAUCUUUUGCUUCUGAAUAUUUAUAAGGAAUAUUGUAUUGAUUACUUUUCUCUCUUACACUGUUAAAACACAAAUUUGUGCACUGUAGUGUGAGAUGAUUAGGCAAAGGUUUGUCCUGCUGUAGCUUCUGUUUUGCCCACAUACUUGAUCCAUAUUUAGUGGUAGGUCUUCCUUUGUAUGGGUGAUGGGAUGGGGCUGGGUGUAUUUAAACUUAACAUGUGACCAUGUCAGUAAAGCGAAUGAGAAAAGAGAAGGUAUUCAUUCUGUACCGUUCUAGUUACACACGUAGACGACAAUGUUUCAGUGCUGAAUGCAUGGAGACAGACAUCUGUAUGUGAUGAUCACUUCUGCUGUAUCACAAAUAAACCCAUUUUCUGUAGGACCAGU